AGAGCCGGAUGGGCAGAGAGUAGCUUCACAUAGAAAAGUUUUCAAAUAUGAUGCCCUCAACCAACCCUUUCUAAAUUCAAAAUCGUAGGUUCUCAACCAUCGAAUCUAAUUGUUUGAGGUAAAAAAGUCAACAAAAUUUAAAAUUUUGAAUCCUUAACGGUUGACCGAAAGAAGUUGUCAAUAGCGUACAGGUCUUGUGAAUUUUGAAACUUCUCCCAAGUUUUGUCACUCUAACCAAGCAUACUAAAAUAAUUUUGUUCAAAUUACUUACAAAUAGUUUUCGGCUGCUUUUUACAUCCUGGAAAUUACUGUUUUAAAGGAAUCCAAAGAUUGCGCUUAGGAAAGUUUUAGAGUACAUCUCGUUGAACUCGGAUUGAUUUUUCAACAAGUGACAUAGCAAUUAGGCUAAAGUAAUUAUUUUUUUAUUCUACUCAUUCCAAAGAAAAAAACGAGAUGACUGAAGCAUCAUCAAAGGCAGGUCCUUUUAACCAUCCUUGCCAGUUCAUCUCCUACCUUCCUGAAAAACAAUUACUUGUUUGCUGUUCUGGUCCGUAUCUAUUAGGCUUUUCCUUGGCUACGGGAGAAAAAACCUUUGAGUUUUGCUACGAAGAUGACUUAAAGCAGAAAAAUAAAGAGGCAGCAGCUUAUGGCCAAGCAUUUCGUCAAGUAGCUGUUUCAAAAGAUGAAUCUCGUCUAGCUGCUGUAAGCGAAGAUAAGUGCUUACGACUAUGGGAAGUUGAUGAGGCCGCUAAAGUUCAUUUGCUUUACGAAAAGACAAUUCCUAAACGAUGCGCAGAUAUGAAGUUUCACGAUUCUGGUGAUCUUAUAUUUGGAGACAAAUUUGGGGAUGUUUACCGUAUAAAUGAAGAAUGGUUCAAAAGCAUGUCCUCGGAAAACCAAGAAGAAAAAAAGGACUUAAAAUUGGAGCCUGUCAUGGGACAUGUUUCCAUUUUAACUCAACUUUGCCUUACAAAGGACCCACAUAAAGCUGAUCAAGAAAUCAUCGUCACUUCUGACAGAGAUGAGCAUAUUCGAAUCUCUCGGUAUCCUUCAGCCUAUAUAAUUGACGGAUUUUGCAUGGGUCAUGAAGAUUUUGUUUCUCGUAUAUCAUUAUACGAUAGUUCUACUUUAAUAUCUGGAGGAGGUGAUAACCAUGUUUUCUUAUGGGACUUAAAAUCCUGCCAGUGCUUGGAUGCUUUUGAUGUCCGCUCGGCUUUUGCUAAUUAUUUGUCGUUUGACAAGCCAAUGGUAAUUUCUUCUAUUAUCCCUAUUCCUUUAAAAAAUUUGAUAGCUUUUGCAUGUGAGGGUGUAGCCGGUUUAAUUUUUGCAGCAGUUUCUUCCGAAAAACGGUUAACUUAUCAUUCCGCUCUACCUCUUGCAGGUCCCGUGCUUCAUGCCAUUCUCGUAGAAAAACCAGAGGAACGCAUCAUUGCUUCUUUGGAUUCAAGUGUUACAUUUGGUCUAUGCUUUCAGGAAGUAGGUUUUACUAAUGAAGGAUCCGUUCAGCAACUCGAGAAUCCUAUUUUAGAUCGCAUCGAAAAGGAAGGACUUAUUAAGACAGAAACGGUAUUCUGUCCUUUGGCCCAACUACAUACUAUGAGGAAAAAUCAUUCAAAGUUUUUGAAGUCGGAGUCCACUCAACAUACUAAGGACUGAAAAGAUAGUACUUGAAAGCAAUGGGAAUUACAUGGUUGAAACGGUUUUUGAGUAUUCGUAUGUAUUUACUUAAGCAUAGCAUAAACACUGUAACUCCAAACUUGCCUACAUCAGUACAGCCACUUGUGCCAAUGCUUCCUCUUCUAAACAUUAUAGCUAAUUACAACACUUACAAAAUUACAACAACGUAAAUUUUGGAAAAAAAGAAACCAUCCUAUUUAUUAACUACCAGAGGGAGUUUAGUCGAAGAGACCGAAACCCAUGUCCUCGUCGGACUCCUCAGGCUCUUCAGCCUUUUGCUCAGCAGCAG
Molecule: messenger RNA, 1966 nt
Organism: Schizosaccharomyces octosporus yFS286
Lineage: Eukaryota; Fungi; Ascomycota; Schizosaccharomycetes; Schizosaccharomycetales; Schizosaccharomycetaceae
Product: tRNA (guanine-N7-)-methyltransferase subunit Trm82
Exons: 2
Coding region: 454-1656 (400 amino acids)
Biological process (GO): RNA (guanine-N7)-methylation
Cellular component (GO): cytosol; nucleus; tRNA methyltransferase complex
Molecular function (GO): protein binding; tRNA (guanine(46)-N7)-methyltransferase activity
Source: RefSeq, a predicted model, not a curated record